AUGUCAAGUUUAAUAAACUUCGAGCAGGAAAUGCCAUUGCAAAUGGAAAAUGAAAAGCUGUUGGGCCAGCUCGGAUAUAAUCCGGGUAAAAUGAUGCAAGAUCUGCAUCAACCUUGCAAACAGCUGAUCAAGAACUGCUACUGGCUGGGAGCGGAAGUAGCCUGCACAAAACUUUUUCACGUUACUAAAACUCAUGUUGGAUACUGUUGUUCGUUCAAUGCUAACAAUUCUAUGUCUAUUGAUCACGAUGCCAACUCACGUCGCAUACCACCGGGAAACAUGCGCGUAUCGGGUGCUGGUAAGUACAUCGGCCUAUCCGUCACCGUGGACGUUCAACCGGAAAACUACUUAGCACCCAUCAGGUCUUUUUAUGGGGCAGAAGUGUUUGUACACAAUCCACUGGAUUUUCCGGGAGAGUGGAAUCUCGAAAACACAAUCCAACCAGGAUGGGAUGUCGAUUUUUGUGUUAUUCCUACCCCGAUUAGUGCCAGCAGUUCUUUGGAGCGUGUUCCGCAGCAUUUAAGGGGAUGUUAUCUGGACGACGAAGGCAAUCUUGAGUCGAAUAGUACAUUCAGUUUCAAUCAGUGCAUGUCAAUAUGUAGACUGAGAACAAUGAUCAAACUAUGCCAUUGUGUCCCCUUUUAUUUCUCUGAUCUGAAUACUACUGAAGCAAAACAUGUUCCUGUUUGUACUCUUCAGCACGUCGAUUGUUUGAGACAUUUCAGAAAGUUAUUCUACAGUUUACGGCCUCCACGUGAAGUAUCGGCAGAUAUUUUAGGUUUUGAGUUAGGAAUGAACUGCGAUUGUAUGCAAUCGUGUUCGUUUUUGAGUUACAAUGUGCAAAGCAUCUCGAGUUUCAGACAACCGGGCUUACUGUCAUCACAAUUGGACAACCGCAACGCAUCAAACUACUCCACACUGCACGUGCACUUCAAGGACUUGCACUGUAUCAAGUAUCGUAGGGAGGCCUUCAUGACCUGGGAUUCGCUGCUAGCCGGUUUCGGUGGCAUCUUCGGACUGUGUAUGGGAGGAUCGGUGCUAAGUAUUGUUGAGCUUUCCUACUAUUUCUUUGUGAAAUUGUUUGCGCUUUAUAAACGAGAAAUUCAGGAACAACGACUUGCCCGGGAUGAAUCAUUCUCGGCGCUAGCGUGGCCUAAAUCAACCAGUCCGCCGGUGUUCCGUCCACGUCGUUAUCCAUUCGGCUAUUUCGAACGAAAGAGAGUGAUCUUUCGGGAACGGCUGUCAAGCGCGAAGAGUCGGAAACGAAUUCAGGUGCAAGCGCAGUUAAUAUCUACUUUCGAGAUAACGGAUCACGGAAAACAAAAAGAGCCGGCUUUUAUUUAUUAA
This is a messenger RNA of Malaya genurostris, 1347 nucleotides long. Its product is annotated as sodium channel protein Nach-like. The transcript is spliced from 5 exons. The record is from RefSeq and is a predicted model, not a curated record. Gene Ontology annotation, biological process: sodium ion transmembrane transport. Gene Ontology annotation, molecular function: ligand-gated sodium channel activity. Gene Ontology annotation, cellular component: membrane. NCBI's taxonomy places the organism in Eukaryota, Metazoa, Arthropoda, Insecta, Diptera, Culicidae. The coding region runs from base 1 to 1347 and encodes 448 amino acids.